UCUAGUAUAUUUGUUGUACAGUGAGUAAGAGUCAGCAGAGGAGAGGAGAGGAGCGGAACGUGGGGAGCGCAGUGCGCGGGGCCUGGGACGGGUUUACUAGUCACUCACCAUGGCGCUGCUGGGGCUGAGGCUGAGCCUGGGGCUGGGAGUGAGACGUCGCCUGUGUGUCGUUGCAAAAAACGGGUUGAAUAAUCAAUGCUCAAGUUCUCCAUGGCAAUGGCAUUCAACUUCGGCAACAGCAGCAGCAGCAGCAGCAGGACAGGUGGCUAUGAAAGAAAAGCCCCAGCUGAGAGAAAGAAAACCCAAGACUGGCAUCCUCAUGUUAAACAUGGGAGGUCCUGAAACAUUAGAUGAUGUUCAUGAUUUCUUGCUUCGACUUUUCAUGGAUAAAGACCUGAUCCCCCUUCCAGCCCAAAGCAAACUUGCUCCUUUUAUUGCAAAACGGCGUACUCCAAGGAUUCGUGAACAGUAUGACAGGAUUGGUGGAGGGUCUCCAAUUAAAAUGUGGACAGCCAAGCAAGGAGAUGGGAUGGUAAAACUGCUUGAUGAAAUAUCUCCAGAAACAGCGCCACACAAAUUUUAUAUUGGCUUCCGAUAUGUUCAUCCGUUGACUGAAGACGCAGUGGAAGAGAUGGAGAAAGAUGGCAUUGAGCGAGCAGUAGCAUUUACGCAGUAUCCUCAAUAUAGCUGUUCUACCACAGGGAGUAGUUUAAAUGCAAUUUAUCGAUAUUAUAACAGCAAGAGUAUCGCGCCAAAGAUGAAAUGGAGUACUAUAGACAGGUGGCCAACACAUCCCUUAUUAAUUCAGUGUUUUGCAGAACUUGUACAGCAGGAACUUGAUCGAUUUCCACCGGAUAAAAGGGAUGAUGUAGUCAUUUUAUUCUCUGCUCAUUCUCUCCCUAUGUCUGUUGUAAAUCGAGGUGACCCUUAUCCUCAGGAAGUCGGAGCAACUGUCCAGAAAGUCAUGGAAACAAUAAAUUUCAGUAACCCAUACAGGCUGGUGUGGCAGUCCAGGGUUGGUCCCAUGCCUUGGCUUGGCCCCUCAACAGAUGUCACCAUCAAAGGAUUAUGUGAGAGGGGAAGGAAAAAUCUGUUGCUCGUCCCCAUAGCUUUUACCAGUGAUCAUAUUGAAACGCUCUAUGAACUUGAUAUAGAAUAUGCGCAAGUUUUAGCUAAUGAGUGCGGCGUGGAAAAUAUUAGGCGAGCUGAAGCGCUAAAUGGAAAUCAUCUUUUUAUUAAGGCUCUGGCAGACUUGGUAAAUACUCAUCUAAAAUCUGCAGAAACUUCUUCCAAGCAGUUGGGUCUACGUUGUCCACUUUGUGUUAAUCCAGUGUGUCAAGAAACCAAGGCAUUUUUUGCCAAACAGAAACUUUGAAAUGCCAAUUAAAAUGCCCGGUCAGCAAAGGAGAUUACCUACGGCUACCUCGACUACCUAUAACGACAUGGCGACCCCACUACCACUGCACUACAAGUUCAAAAGUAUCGAUUUUCUCCAUGCCGACCAAUUUUUACUCGCAGAAAGGUUUUCAGCUUGUUGAAAAAAUUUCCUCGACCAAAGCGAGUAGCAACCACUAUGCGGGAACUCCUCUCCACCAUGAAGGGGACUUACCAGUGACCACCUACGACCAUGUGUCGACCAUGCUGCGAGCUUGUGGCGAGCGCAAACUCUCCUAAACGCGCAAAUAAGGUCGCCAUAGUGGGACAUGCCCUUAACUCUUGAAUUAAAUUUUUAAGAUGAAUUGUGCUGAAAAGUGAUCAGCAUUCUGUAUUAUUGUAGAAGAGCUUGACCCACCAGAGUAGGUUGUCUCUUUGAAAGCUAUCUCGUUUUCCUAUCCCUGACGGAAGAGUGCAGGACACAUGAUCUGAUGAUCCCUCACACUAUUAGCAGAUUAACAAGAGCAGUGAACACAAUGCUAACCUUAGAUUGCACAUUCUGAAAUCUGACUUUAAUAUUCGUUUUCUCUUAGCUAAAUUACGCCACCAUUUAAUCAAAGGUGAAAUACAUAGGAUUAAUGAGGUUCACUUUGCAAUAUCUUGGCAUCAUGCUCAGCGCAGACAUUGUAGGCCAAAAGGCCUGUUACAUGUUCUAAGUUUAUAUAAACAUACCGUUCAUUUCAUUCUCAUCAAGGACUACCAUAUAUUGCAAAUCACUUCCUUAAGUUGCAUGAUUUUUUCCUGCUAGCAAUAUUUAAUGCUAAUUCAUUGUUUCUUUUAAAAUUGGAAAAUAAGUUCCAAGUGGAUACAUUGCUCUAUGCUGAAUGAUACUUUACGCAGAUACUUUUUCUGAUGCGUUCUUGUUGCUGUGAUAUAACGGACUUAUACUUGUAUGCAUUGAACUGUAGUUCAAUAAAGCACAAUUACAAUUUGUGAACUGAUAUGUUAAAGCUCGAGUGAAUUACCAGAUGAUUCUUCACCUAAAUUACAUAUUCAAAUAGUAUUUUACAGUCCUUCUUAUGUGUUAAUGCCAAGAAUGCAAAAUAUAUUUUUCAUUGUAUUUGGUUCUCUCUUUGAUAAUCCUUCAAGUAAAAAUCAGUGCCUCUUGAUCUUUAAAAUAAUGAGUUUGGAUAUUUCAUCUGAAAUUGAGAUUCUAACAUCGUUUUCUGUUGCAAAUAAAAUAAUGUUGUAAGCCGUCA
Molecule: messenger RNA, 2633 nt
Organism: Leucoraja erinaceus (little skate)
Lineage: Eukaryota; Metazoa; Chordata; Chondrichthyes; Rajiformes; Rajidae
Gene: fech
Product: ferrochelatase
Exons: 12
Coding region: 110-1375 (421 amino acids)
Biological process (GO): heme biosynthetic process
Molecular function (GO): protoporphyrin ferrochelatase activity
Source: RefSeq, a predicted model, not a curated record